GUGGCAGGGUCCAAACAACAGAGCUGACCCACCAAGACUGGAAACUGAAAGGCACUGGAAAGGCAUAUGGGAGAAGGAGGUUGCACAUAACAGCAGUGCACAAUGGCUGGUGACCCUGAGAGAGGAGCACAGCAACCUCCCUGAACAGAACCCAGUUACCAUAACAGUGGCAGACAUACAGGAAAGAGUCUCAGAUAUGAAGAACUGGACAGCACCAGGCCCGGACAUGGUCCACACCUACUGGCUAAAGAAACUCACAGCGCUCCAUGAGCGCCUAGCAGCACACUUUAAAGAGGAAGAAGAACAGAAGGCCCCUGACAUUAAAAGUGAAGAGGAGCCAGAGUACUCUUGCACAAAAGAUGGUGACAAUACAUCAGCAAAUAUUGACGAUGAUGAGAAUGAUGAUGAGGAUGAGGAGUCCGAUAGUGAUUUGACAUGUCACACUGACAACAAACCUUGUAAAUGUUCUUGGUGUGGCAAAACGUUUGCUAUUAAGAGUGCUUUGAAAACACAUGUGAGAACCCACACUGGUGAGAAAUUGUUCACCUGUUCCGAUUGUGGCCGUAAAUUUUCACGGAAGGGACACUUACAAAUUCACACAAGAACACACACAGGUGAGAAACCUUUUGCCUGCACGGAUUGUGGCCAAAGAUUCUCUUGGAAGAGACACUUAAUAAACCACACAAGAAUCCAUACUGGUGAGAAACCUUUUGCCUGCCCUGAUUGUGGCCAAAGAUUCUCUCAGAGGGGACCCUUAAAUGAUCAUAAAAGAACCCACACCAGUGAGACACCUUUUUCAUGCUCAGAUUGUGGCCAAAGAUUCUCUCAUAGCGCACACUUAAAAAUUCACAAAAGAACCCAGGCUGGUGAGAAACCUUUUUCAUGCUCAGAUUGUGGCCAAAGAUUUACUCAUAAGGGACACUUAAAAGUUCACAAAAGAACCCACACUGGUGAGAAACCUUUUGCCUGUUAUGAUUGUGGCCAAAGAUUCGCUCAUAAGGGAAGCUUAAUUAGCCACACAAGAAUACACACUUGUGAGAAACCUUUUUCCUGCUCAGUUUGUGGCCAAAGAUUUUCUGAGAAGGGAUCCUUAAAUGCACACAGCAGAACACACACUGGUGAGAAACCUUUUGCCUGUUCAUUCAUUCAUUCAUUCAUUCAUUCAUCUUCCGUACCGCUUGAUCCUCACUAGGGUCGCGGGGGGUGCUGGAGCCUAUCCCAGCUGUCUCCGGGCAGUAGGCGGGGGAAACCCUGAAUCGGUUGCCAGCCAAUCGCAGGGCACACAUAGACGAACAACCAUCCACGCUCACACUCACACCUAGGGACAAUUUAGAGUGUUCAAUCAGCCUGCCAUGCAUAUUUUUGGAAUGUGGGAGGAAACCUGAGUACCCGGAGAAAACCCACGCAGGCCCGGGGAGAACAUGCAAACUCCACACAGGGAGGCCGGAGCUGGAAUCGAACCCGGUACCUCUGCACUGUGAAGCCG
This is a messenger RNA of Hippocampus zosterae (dwarf seahorse), 1486 nucleotides long. RefSeq names its product gastrula zinc finger protein XlCGF8.2DB-like. Lineage: Eukaryota; Metazoa; Chordata; Actinopteri; Syngnathiformes; Syngnathidae. The record is from RefSeq and is a predicted model, not a curated record. The coding region runs from base 197 to 1192 and encodes 331 amino acids. Gene Ontology annotation, biological process: regulation of DNA-templated transcription. The transcript has a single exon. Gene Ontology annotation, molecular function: RNA polymerase II cis-regulatory region sequence-specific DNA binding; DNA-binding transcription factor activity, RNA polymerase II-specific.